Messenger RNA from Necator americanus (New World hookworm), 1725 nucleotides. RefSeq lists its product as uncharacterized. The record is from RefSeq and is a predicted model, not a curated record. The coding region runs from base 1 to 1725 and encodes 574 amino acids. Gene Ontology annotation, molecular function: calcium/calmodulin-dependent protein kinase activity; calmodulin binding; ATP binding. Gene Ontology annotation, biological process: intracellular signal transduction; protein phosphorylation; positive regulation of protein kinase activity. Gene Ontology annotation, cellular component: cytoplasm. The transcript has 16 exons. NCBI's taxonomy places the organism in Eukaryota, Metazoa, Nematoda, Chromadorea, Rhabditida, Ancylostomatidae.
AUGCCUGCAAAAACGGGAGGUAUGGGGAAUCGAACCCCAGACUUCUCGGCAAAGCGAGCGCUCUACCCCGAGCUAUACCCCCUUGUGGACUUAUUGGCACAUCCAGCACACAUCUACAUCGAAGUUAUGCCUGCAAAAGAUACUGGAGGUAGAGACAAGAGACUACUGGAGAUGAAAUAUACAUUCGCUCGUUAUUCUCUUACAAUUCCUUCAAUCCCGGAGAAUAUCAUCGCAUCACUUCGUCAGUGGAAUGAAUGGAUGGUUGGUGACGGUGAACGUGGUGCUCUGACGCCGCGCUCAUUGUUGUCCAGUGCAAAUAUGCUUCGACAACAGAGUGAUACCACGGGAAUACGGCGACUUGUCAGAGGCGUGGCCAUCGAAGACGAUCGACCGGAGACUAGCCAGUUGACAUCGACGAUGUCGCCGAAUCUGCAGCGGCCGACUCGGCACAUCCGGAAAGUGUCGUCACAACGAAGUGAAAGCUACAUGCAACUGAACCAGUAUCGAUUGAUGGAGGAAAUUGGACAGGAUUCGUUUUCGUCUAGUACAAUGAGAAAAAAGGGAUCAUAUGGGAUUGUUAAACUUGCCUACAAUGAAGAGGACAGAAAUCUGUAUGCAAUGAAAGUUCUUGAUAAGAUUAAACUACUGAAAAAUUUCGCGUGUUUUCGACCGCCACCAGCACGAAAGUCAAAACCCCCGCCUUCCACGCAUAAGAAUCCUCUGCAACUCGUCCAAAAGGAGAUUGCCAUCCUAAAGAAAUUGAGCCAUCCAAAUGUGGUGAAACUUGUUGAGGUUCUGGAUGACCCAAACGACAACUAUCUCUACAUGGUUUUUGAAUUUGUGGAAAGAGGUAGCAUACUGGACGUGCCUACAGACAAGCCACUGGACGAAGAUAAUGCUUGGAAAUAUUUCAGAGACACACUGCGAGGACUUGAGUACUUGCACUACCAGAAAAUCAUCCACCGUGAUAUCAAACCGUCCAAUCUGCUUUUGUCGGAUUCCGGUCAUGUAAAGAUAGCUGAUUUUGGUGUCUCUUGUGAAUUCGAAGGAAUUGACGCGUUUCUCUCCGGAACGGCCGGGACGCCUGCCUUUAUGGCUCCGGAAGCACUAACAGAAGGGUCAAACCACUUCUAUUCUGGUCGUGCUCAAGAUAUUUGGUCUUUAGGUAUUACACUAUACGCUUUUGUUAUUGGAAAGGUGCCUUUUUGGGAUGCGUAUGUGAUAGCGCUGCAUCGAAAGAUCAAAAAUGAUCCGGUGGUGUUUCCGGAAGAGCCACAUCUAAGCGACCCAUUGAAGGAUUUGAUCCUCGGAAUGCUGAAGAAAGAUCCGGGGCAUCGAUUGUUGUUACAGGAGGUCAAGAUCCAUGCGUGGGUCACCCGGCGUGGUACGUGCCCUAUGCCGUCAGAGGAGGAGAAUUGCCAUUUGGUUACAGUAACAGAUGAAGAGAUCGAGAAUUGUGUGCGAGUUAUCCCGCGCCUCGACACUCUUAUACUUGUCAAAGCGAUGGGACAUAGAAAACGUUUCGGGAAUCCAUUCAGAAGUUCGAAAACUUCAUUGCGAGACCGGCGGAAGUCGAAUUCUGUGAAGGACCCCACGUAUUGCCCACCCCCAACAAUUGCCAACGGGGAGGCCAGACAUGACUCCAACGGACUUGACGUACCACUGUCGAAACUGCAUUUAUCGCCAGAAACCUAUCCGACGAAAGCGGCGUCAGCUCGUCAAUAG